Molecule: messenger RNA, 3680 nt
Organism: Miniopterus natalensis
Lineage: Eukaryota; Metazoa; Chordata; Mammalia; Chiroptera; Miniopteridae
Gene: DDX18
Product: DEAD-box helicase 18
Molecular function (GO): nucleic acid binding; ATP binding; RNA helicase activity
Source: RefSeq, a predicted model, not a curated record
CCGCUCACGUGCGGCCGAAGCGGAAGUACGGUCCCCGGCAGAGUUGAGAAGUCGGCCGUGGCGCGGCUCUUAAGGCAUUUCGUCAACAUGUCUCACCUGCCGAUGAAACUCCUGCGCAAGAAGAUCGAGAAGCGCAACCUCAAGCUGCGGCAGAGAAACCUAAAGCUGCAGGGGACCUGGGAUGUAAGCCUAUCAGAAGCUCAAAAUGGACAUGUGUCUGAAGAAACUAUAGGAAGUGGAAAAGUUAAAAAAGCCCUAAAACAGUCUAUGAACGGAGGCUUGUCAGAAGCCCAAAAUGGAGAAACAUCUAAAGAAACAGUGGGAGGUGGAAAGGUUAAAAAAUCCCUGAAGCAGUCUAUGAAUAAGGGUGUGUCAGAAGCUCAACAUGGAGAUAUAUCUGAAGAAAAAGUAGAAAAUGUAAAAGUUAAAAAAUCCCCCAAGAAAUCUACGGUACUAAGCAACGGGGGAGCGGCGCAGUCUCCCGGUUCAGAACGGAAGAAGGCGAAGAAGAGGAGGAAGUUGGUGGGUGGUGCUGGGCCCGAUACCAAAAAAGCAAAACCUGAAGACAAAGUGGAACCAGAGGAAGGUGCCCAGGCUCCUGAAGAAACAGAAGACAGUGUGGAAAAGCCAGACGAUGGAGAAGAGGACAGCGAAGUGCCCAGCCUACCCCUGGGACUGACAGGAGCUUUUGAGGAUACUUCAUUUACAUCUUUAUCUAAUCUUGUCAAUGAGAACACUCUGAAGGCAAUAAAAGAAAUGGGCUUUACAAACAUGACUGAAAUCCAGCAUAAAAGCAUCAGACCACUUCUGGAAGGCAGGGAUCUUCUGGCAGCUGCAAAAACUGGCAGUGGCAAAACCCUGGCCUUUCUCAUCCCUGCAGUUGAACUCAUUGUUAAGUUAAAGUUUAUGCCCAGGAAUGGAACAGGAGUUCUUAUUCUCUCCCCUACUAGGGAACUGGCCAUGCAGACGUUCGGUGUUCUUAAAGAGCUGAUGACACACCACGUUCACACUUAUGGAUUGAUCAUGGGUGGCAGCAACAGGUCUGCAGAAGCACAGAAGCUUGCUAAUGGGAUCAACAUCAUUGUGGCCACACCAGGCCGUCUUCUGGACCAUAUGCAGAAUACCCCAGGGUUUAUGUAUAAAAACCUACAGUGUCUGGUUAUUGAUGAGGCUGAUCGUAUCCUGGAUGUUGGGUUUGAAGAGGAAUUAAAGCAAAUUAUUAAACUUCUGCCAACACGCAGACAGACUAUGCUCUUUUCUGCCACACAAACUCGAAAAGUUGAGGACCUGGCGAGGAUUUCUCUGAAAAAGGAGCCGUUGUAUGUUGGUGUUGAUGAUGAUAAAACUAACGCAACAGUGGAUGGUCUUGAGCAGGGAUAUGUUGUUUGUCCUUCCGAAAAGAGAUUCCUCCUGCUCUUUACAUUCCUUAAGAAGAACCGAAAGAAGAAACUAAUGGUCUUCUUCUCAUCCUGUAUGUCCGUGAAAUACCACUAUGAGUUGCUGAACUACAUUGACUUACCUGUCAUGGCCAUUCAUGGAAGGCAGAAGCAGAAUAAACGUACCACCACGUUCUUCCAGUUCUGCAAUGCGGACACAGGGAUAUUGCUGUGCACGGACGUGGCGGCUAGAGGGCUGGACAUUCCUGAAGUCGACUGGAUUGUUCAGUAUGACCCUCCAGAUGACCCCAAGGAAUAUAUCCACCGUGUCGGGAGAACAGCCAGAGGCCUGAACGGGAGGGGGCAUGCCCUGCUCAUCCUGCGCCCUGAAGAACUGGGUUUCCUCCGUUACUUGAAGCAGUCCAAGGUUCCAUUAAGUGAAUUUGAGUUUUCCUGGUCCAAAAUUUCUGACAUUCAGUCUCAGCUUGAGAAACUGAUUGAAAAGAACUACUUCCUUCAUAAGUCAGCCCAGGAAGCAUAUAAAUCAUACAUUCGAGCUUAUGAUUCCCACUCUCUGAAACAGAUCUUUAACGUGAACAACUUAAAUUUGCCUCAGGUUGCUCUGUCGUUUGGUUUCAAGGUGCCUCCUUUUGUUGAUCUGAACGUGAACAGCAACGACGGCAAGCUGAAGAAGAGAGGCGGCGGCGGCGGAUUCGGCUACCAGAAACCCAAGAAAGUCGAGAAGGCCAAAAUCUUCAAGCACAUUAGCAAGAAGCCUUCCGACCGCAGGCAGUUCUCUCACUGAAGACGCCAGCCUGCCUUCUUCCCGAGCUUAGUCCUGAGAUGAAUUGUUUUCCUUGCUCUAACAGGAGUUUUUUAAUGCAGGGUUGGGGCCGAUCUAACAAGAAUAUAAACUGACUUGGGUUGCAAGCACCGAGCACUGGUAUUUCCAGCAAGUCUCGUUUUGGGUUAUAAAACGAGUUCAGUUUUUCUUAAUUUCCCAAGGACAACACAAAGGGAUCUUUCAGUCCUUCUUGUGAUUAUACAAUAUUUUAAGGUUAAGGUUUUUCCCCUCUCAUUUGUCAUUUAAUUCUUUUUUGUACCUUUCCUGGUGUCCAAAGAUUUUUGCAUCGUGGAUUGCUAUAGCAGCCUGCUGAAAAAGGCAGGUGACCUGGUACACUGGGCAGGAGGUGGUGUGAUGGUGACAAUGUAGAAGACUGCCUCAGUUCAUUUUGUAUGUUUGUUUUUGUUGUUUCUUGGACCUUAAUGGUAGUUCUUGACCUCUCGUGUAAAUGCUGCCAUGUAAGAGGGCAGAGAGCUUUUGGAAAUACCUGAGAAGCACCUUCAACUAAAGGUGGCAUCGAUUUUUAUAUCUGCCUGGUUUUAAAACUGAGCCUUUCCCCAUUUUAUUGUUUUAAGAGCAAGAAGUAUGAGUUAGAUUUGAAUAAAGUGCCGCAGCAGUUCUAUUGGGGUUGGGGGAGAGCGGAGAUUUCUGAGCCUCGUUUACACCUAUGUAGGUAUAAUAGUCUGCUGUUCUCCACGUGGUAAUUCAGCAAAGUCCUUGAAAAAAAGGACAAUGUGGUGACGUGCCUCAUUCAAACUUGUUCUAGGUUGUUUGGGGUUUAGUGAGCCUUCCAACUCUGUGGAGCCCUUAGCAGGCAAAACAUCUUUUUUGAGAAAAAAUGCCUCUUCUAGAUCCAUGAAACAGGAACAGAAGUCAGCAGAGUUUAGUCAUGUGGUUUUUUUGUUGUGGGAGCUCUUGAUCUGUGUUUUAUGUUUUAUUUUAGUGUGUUUCGUAACUACAAAUGGUUAUUACAUUUUAUAGCAACUUAAAACUAGGGUUGCUAGCAUCAUUUUGCUCUUGUGUCCGUUAAUAUUUAUAGACUUGUUAAAUACAAGUACACUGAGAACAUCAGGUGGAGAGGAAACCGUCGGGUGAAGAGCGUCCCAGAGGGAGAGGAAGAAGUGAUGUUCCACGGCUGGCCCUGUCACCAUCACCGCAGCAGCCUGUCCUGGGUCCAGACCCUGAUUGCUGGGCUCAUGACAUUUAACAACUGUUUCUCUACCUAGUAGCUUGCUUUUCUUUUUUGUUUCAGAAAUAAUCAUGUUUCAAAAACACAAAAGCAAAGGGAAAAAUAAUCACUGAACAGAAGUAGACUGCAUUAUUUUGGUGUAUAACCUUCCAGUGUUUUGUAUACAUACAUUUAAUUUUUUAUCAGAAGUGAAAUCGUCUACCCACUAUUUGUGACCAGCUUGUUUCAUAAUGUUAUUUUAUUUUCCCAUCUCAUUAAAUAAUUACAUCAA